GAGAAGAGACUCCAUCCGGCAGAGCACUCGGGUGCUUACUGUCAGAGUGUGGCUGGAGAGCUAUAUGCUCAGUCGAAAUCUCAAUCUCCGCAGAGGGGAGAUGAGGCUGCAAUUCCCCUUUCGAGGAAGCGGUGGCAAGAGAUGUCCUCAUCUCCAGAGGGCAAUCCUGACUAUGUGAGUGAACAUGCAAAGGAACAGCAUCACGAAUGCUGUCAUGAGAUAAAUGGAUGGACGAUCCAGUGGGCGAAGUGGGCGGCUGCUCUAGAUCAUCUACUAGAAGGUCGUCGUCAUCUAAAAGGCCAAGAUCCGAGAGAGAAUGUGGAUGCGAUGAUUGCGUCUUUAAAGAAGGAGACGGCUAAAGUUGAGGCCGACAUGAAAGGUAAAAAUUCUGAACAAGUUGCUCAGUUGGAGGUGGCGCAGGCUGAGAUCUCGGCAUUGUCCGAGGAGAAGAAGGCCUUUCAAACCAAAGUGGCCGAACUCAAAGAGGGCCUUGCCUUUGCCGAACAGCAUUCUAAGGCUUUGGAAGCCAAGGUUGAGGAAGUGGAGGAAAAACUGCUGCAAGAAAAGACUGAGCAUGACACAACUCGGAAAGAAUGCUCCGAGGUUCAUGAACUUGUGGGCCGACAACGGGAUGCUCAUCAAGCUGAGAUGGCGAAGUUGGAAAAAGAAAAAUCUGAAUAUGGGGAGUUCAUGUAUGAGAACGGUUUUCAAGCCAGGAAAGACUCGGUUCCCGAGGUUACAGCCGUCCAAGUCGGUGUGGAGGAGGCUGCGGACGGCGUCGACACUGAUGUAGGAGAAGUAGGCCCAAAUUUGGAGCUAGAGAUGAAUACCUGUCUGACACUUCG
Striga hermonthica is the source of this 845-nucleotide messenger RNA. NCBI's taxonomy places the organism in Eukaryota, Viridiplantae, Streptophyta, Magnoliopsida, Lamiales, Orobanchaceae. The record is from the annotation of a GenBank genome assembly.